GUGACUUCCGCUAGUCUUGCUAAGAGACAGCCUUUUGAUUUUGGGGUCGGUUAGCCGCGUUAGCUUCUUUCUGCUAUGUGUGAGCUACUCUCUGCAGCAACAAUGUCUUUAUCCCAGUCUCUGAGAGACUUCAUCAGGGAUCGACUGACCGCUGCUGCUGAAGAAAUAUUCACAGAGUUUGAUAAAACCAUCGUGCAGUACGAGGAAGAGCUGGAUCGUCAGCGGAGACUGCUGGAAAUCUGCUGGAACCCCGAAAUAAACCGAAAGAGAAUAGACUCUCCGCAGCAUUAUGUCUGGAGCGGGGAAGAGUCUCUCAAUGACCAGCAGUUCUGCAACCAGGAGAGGAGCUCCAAUUUACACCAGAAGGAACUCGAUCCUCUGCAAAUGAAAGGGGAUCAGGGUGAAUUUGAAACUCAGGAGAUGAACAGAGAACAGGAGAAAACAGAACCACAGAUGGAAGAAGCAAGUCAGAAAGAAACAGAACGUUCACAGGUAAAGGUAGAGCAGGAGGAACUCUGUGUCAGUCUGCAAAAAGAGCCUCAGGUCUUGAGGCAGGAGACCGAUAUCUUUGCCGAAAACCUUAUUUAUGAAGAAAGAGACAAUGUGGAAGAGCAACCAAGCCGGGACCCAAUUCUCAUCCAGAUGUCUUCAGAACUUGAGAACCAGAACCAAGAAAAUGGCAUUCAUGAGGACCCAGAGUCAAGUAGAGAUGAAGAACUGAGGCAAAGCAAAAGGGGUUGGGAAAUCAGAAGACACGGUGAACACCAAGACAGUCCAAGGGUAAAAAGAAAGAAGAAAACAAACAAUGAGAAACUGCCUCGUAACGUUUGUGGCAAACUUUCAUCUCCGGGUUAUUUGACUGAUCAUAUGAGAAUUCACACAGGUGAGGAGCCUUUUUGCUGUAUGACCUGUGAUAAAAGGUUCCCCAAUAGAAAAACUUUAGCACAGCAUAUUACAACUCACACAAAUGAGAAGUCGUUCUCAUGUAUUAUCUGUGGAAGAGGUUUUCAUCGAAUAAGUAAUUUGACUGUUCACAUGAGAAUCCACACCGGUGAGAAACCUUUCUCGUGUAUGAUCUGUAAAACAAGUUUCAACCGGCGCUGUACUUUGACUGUUCAUAUGAGAACUCACACAGGUGAAAAGCCCUUCUCAUGCAAAAUUUGUGAAAAAAAGUUUACCAGACGAUUCUUACUGAAUAAGCACAUUAAAUUGCACACAGACGAGUCCUUUCUCAUGUACAAUUAAAGUGAAGAAAACUAGCUAAAAUAAUAAUGAUAGCGUCUAGGCUAGCACUGUCAUGUUGACUUACAGUAACAUACUCUGUGCAGUGUAAAAAAAAAACAUAAAUGUAAUUGGCAGAAACAUUAAAAAAGUAAAGCAGUCUGCAAUCUAGCUUCAAAGCAAAACUUUUUGCUUAUCAUAUGUUGAAGAACAUAAAGAGGAAAAUUAUUUUUAGCUCAUUUACUGCAGAGAAGCUCAUAAUACUGAAAUUAGCUGAAGUGUAUUAUAUAUCGUGCUAAUGGCCGUGGGUCACUCCCAUGUUUCAUAACAUGAAAUUGUUCCAUCUAGUGUUUAAAAUGUUAGCUUAAAAAGCUAAUGUUAGAUGAAAUGCUGUCAGCAGCAUGCUGACUUCGACUAGCAUGUUGUUUAAACAUUAACUAAAUGUAGUAGAUAUUUAAGAAAUGCAGUCAAAAUCAUUUUAGCCCUCAUACCAUUACCCGCAUGUUGACUUAAGUCAUGUACUAUGCAAAUAGCAAUGUACCAGCAAGAGGGCUAUCACUAGGAUAUUGACAAUGUGCUGCAUGUAACGUAAUGUCAUAAAUGAGCAGAAUAUGGUGAAAGUUGAAAGAUCAGAAAGUAUGCAGAAGUAGUUGAGUGGAGAGAAGUGUGC
Messenger RNA from Xiphophorus couchianus (Monterrey platyfish), 1891 nucleotides. Its product is annotated as zinc finger protein 184-like. Lineage: Eukaryota; Metazoa; Chordata; Actinopteri; Cyprinodontiformes; Poeciliidae. The record is from RefSeq and is a predicted model, not a curated record. The transcript has 2 exons. The coding region runs from base 76 to 1245 and encodes 389 amino acids. Gene Ontology annotation, biological process: regulation of transcription by RNA polymerase II. Gene Ontology annotation, molecular function: RNA polymerase II cis-regulatory region sequence-specific DNA binding; DNA-binding transcription factor activity, RNA polymerase II-specific.